Aspergillus melleus is the source of this 1971-nucleotide messenger RNA. Its product is annotated as Zn(II)2Cys6 transcription factor. Gene Ontology annotation, molecular function: zinc ion binding; carboxy-lyase activity; DNA binding. The coding region runs from base 1 to 1971 and encodes 656 amino acids. NCBI's taxonomy places the organism in Eukaryota, Fungi, Ascomycota, Eurotiomycetes, Eurotiales, Aspergillaceae. Gene Ontology annotation, biological process: DNA-templated transcription; regulation of DNA-templated transcription. The transcript is spliced from 6 exons. The record is from RefSeq and is a predicted model, not a curated record.
AUGCCCCAAAACCAUCCCGACAAUGCCAAUGCCCAUUACCCCUACGACACUAAUCGCGUCCGCGAACUACUGAAAAGCCAUCGCAAGACCCGCGGCCUGCGCUCCUGCUUCCCGUGUCGUCAUCGCAAGGUCCGCUGUGAUGGACUCGUGCCUUGCUCGAGCUGCGUGAAGCGCGGACAUCGCGACUUGUGUCGUUUUCCGACGGAGGAGAGGGGACGGGCUGCUGGUCCGGUUGGGACCGGCACGGCGUCGAGCUCGGGCUCGGGGUCGGGGAAUGGUGGUUGGGGUGGUGGGUUGGAUUUGGAUGUGAUAACGCACUCAAUUGAGGAAUCUCAAUCUCAAGCGCAGCAGCCCUCAACAGACCCGAACCUAGUCAUCACUCGGCUCGAGAAAAUCGAAGAGCAGAUAUCCGCCUUGAAGGCGGAACUUCGCGCCUCGUCGGUAACCGCGCCGCCAUUGCAGAGUCCGGACCACGAGCCAGGUACUGCAAACCGAUCCGGUCUCUUGCGCUCUCGACCACCUAGUAAAUCGCCCGGUCGGUACUGCGUCGAGGACGCUACCGGCGCGACUCUUUAUCUGGGUAGUCAUUCAGACACACCGCUUGCGCUGGGCUGUCGACAGGCGUCCGACAGAGGCGAUCUUCUGCUGCACGAGGUCAUGGCGAAUCAGUUCGUGCCGCGCGCGUAUCCGUUCACCAGUCUCUGGGGUCCGGAGGCGACUACGGCGGAUAUUUGUGAGACGUUGCCAGAGGAUUCGGACAUUAUCAGGUAUUGGCAGUUCUAUCAGUCAAAUGCGUAUCCUUUUUAUCCAGUCUUGGUGUCCAUCGAGGAGUUUGGUCCAGCGCUGUUUAGGUUUCUGGAUCGCCGGUUCUUAGCUAGGGAAGGUGGAGAAAGUAGCGAGGGUGAGCCAAAUACGUCGUGGCUGGCGCUGUUGUUUGCGGUGUUGGCGUGUGGUGUGCAGUUUUCGAAUGAUCCUAUUCGCGAGAGGGAUUUGCGGUCGAAGGUGUUUGUUUGUUCAUCUUUCCAUUGUCUACGGAUAUCGAAUAUUUUUAAUCGCACUGAUCUCGACCAAAUUCAGGCUAUGGCCUUGAUUGGGAAUUGUCUGCGAAACAACCUUGAUACUAACAGUGCAUGGAUCUUGAUGGGAUCAACUAUUCGACUCGCCCAGAGUAUCGGUCUACAUGAUCCUUCGCGAUCUUUGUCGACAGACGAGCAAACCAAACAGAAUCAGCUGUGGUGGAUGAUCAUAUGGCAAGACACAUUUCUAUCGUUUACUUAUGACCGUCCCCCAAGUUUGAUUCCCAUCGAUAUCUCCCUCUCUUCCGACUCAAUGGAUCAAGGAGCGUCGAAUUUUCAACAUUGCGUCCUCGAUCUCUGUCGCAUCAUCUCAAUUCGAGCACAGAACAAAACGCCCAGCGAUCCCCGGGAACUGCUCCACAAUACACUCCAAUAUAAGCAGCAAAUCGAGAAGGUCUUGGACCACGCCCAGCCGUUCCUCGUCGACAGAAGCCAAUGCUCCUCCCUUCAGAAUCAUCUAGAACGGCUAGCCCUGGGCAUCCAUUUCGGAUACAGUAUCUGUCGACUGUGUCAGAUCUACGUGGACGACACGGACCCGAAUUUACCGAUCCCUGCGGCGAUUGAGUCCGGCUGGUCGGACCGGGCGAUGCAGGUCGUCGAAUGCUUCCUGGAUCUGCAUCGGCUCUCGGCAAGCGUCUGCCGCUCGUUGGCCUUUGUGCAUAACUCGGUCAGCUGCGCCAUUACGCUUAUGAGCCAUGAGCGUCUGCGGCCGGCAGAUGACCGUAAGAUGAGGUCUCUCAUCGAGCGGAUGAUUGCGGUGCUAGAAAAAGAAGAGAAGAAUUCAGAGUGGCGCGACGCGGAUACUAACGUGCGGUAUUUUGGACCGUAUUCGCGAGCAUUAAAGGCGUUGAGGGAGAUCUCCUCGAGCCAUGAAAGUGUUACAGACCAGUUUUAA